Penicillium nucicola is the source of this 750-nucleotide messenger RNA. RefSeq lists its product as uncharacterized. Bases 1 to 750 code for a protein of 249 amino acids. The record is from RefSeq and is a predicted model, not a curated record. The transcript has 3 exons. Lineage: Eukaryota; Fungi; Ascomycota; Eurotiomycetes; Eurotiales; Aspergillaceae.
AUGGUUUUCUACGCAUACGCGGCGUCAAAAACCGACAUGAACGCCCGGUUCGUUAUCACAGCACCAUCAGUUGAGGCUGUGGAUGAGUGGUUUCUCGACGCCCGAGCCGAUGGACUCGAGGCCACAAGACAUAGCCCAGAGUUCUACACGUACAAAUAUGACGUGGCUCAAUGGAUCUUUUCCUGGAGUGUUGGAUCCGGAACAGAGGCAACCAAGUCCAGCAGGAACAAAGUCUUCUUUACUCGGUUCAAUGACGCUGGGGGCAUGUUUCAGUCCAUGAUUCCGAAUCAGGUCGCGCCCAACCAUAUUUCCGGCAACACCUUCUACAUUCGAUCCAAGACCAAGCCUAAUGUGUUCUGGAAUGUCGACGGUGGCAUCGUCUAUGCUACGCAGCUCGCCCGCACCAAAUUCAGAAUCUCCAUUCAAGGUGGAUCAAAGGGCGAUGUGAUGAUCCCGAAACAUGAUAUUACGAUCAGUGCACUUUUUAAUAAUCCAUUGAGGGAAUAUACCGUUUACUGGAGUCCGGAUAACAGUCUGAAGACUGAAUUGGCGGAUGUCGGUGGCGGCGCUCUGGUCCCAGGGCCCGGAGGCCAAUAUCCAGGACAGGGUUACCCGGGCUGGCAGACCAGUACUUUCAAGUUUGGCGUCUUUAAGAACAGCUUCCUUCCUCUUGGGAAGGAUAGUGAGCUUGAUGAUGCUAAGUUGGCCUUUUACCAGGAUGCUGGUGAGGAGUGGGAACUUGUUUCCUGA